Molecule: messenger RNA, 654 nt
Organism: Babesia sp. Xinjiang
Lineage: Eukaryota; Apicomplexa; Aconoidasida; Piroplasmida; Babesiidae
Exons: 2
Coding region: 1-654 (217 amino acids)
Source: RefSeq, a predicted model, not a curated record
AUGACGAUGAAAAUUUUCAAGAGUUACAGGAACUGUCCUGUCCUGCGGGAUCGAAUAGUCGUAAGCACUGGGCCAUUCGGAUAUUCGAUAGCUGCCACGUGCUUGGGAUUUGCUACAUUGGCCACCAUACUUUAUGGAUGCAUAUGGGCAGUCGAAGGUGCGGUUUUAGAUGAAGAGUUUGGGUUCGAAAUGCCGCUUGCUAUCAAACUUACAAGCUUAAUCUCGACGCUAUUCUUGUUCUCGGUGCUAUUCAAAAGCGUAAACAUGGCGUAUAUGCUUUCAGCAUCGUUCUAUAGCUAUACCCUUUUACACACGAUGCUACUUGCAGGUGUGAUGGAUUAUCAUGAUACAAGCGUCGAAGAUACUAAGGAACUCUACAGACUUCUCUUCUACGAACCCAGCACAGUGUCAUAUUAUAUAUUCCUCACGCUCUCUAUAGUCAGGCUGGUUGUGACGUUCCCUUUGGCCUACUACGUGCUAAUACUGGCGACCAUUCGCGUCAACGGUGGGACCGGAUGGGAGUGCAAACCUGCUCUAGAGCUAGAAAAGGAAAACAUGGACACAAAUUUAGAUGAACUCAAAAAAAGAAAGGAUUGGGUAAACACAGUGGUAAGCAAAAAAAUGAGGGAAGUAGCAUUUGAGUCACCUCGCUAA